UCUUGACUUAUUUUUACCUCCUAUUAUCAAUCUCUGUGACAGUGAAUGGGAAACCGCCCCAGCAAGUGGCAUCCCUCUCUCUUUUUAGUACUGGUUGAACCAGAUAUCAACUCUGAGCACAAUUCCGAGGCAUAUCAACUGAACAACUGAGUAGCACGAUUUCCAGGGGUAUCACCGUAUCAGGUCAUCCGCAUCGAUUGUUCCAAAAAGAAGCUUCUUCAUAUGGAGUCUGAAAAUGGGGUUCAAGUCGAAGAUGAAAAGAGUGGUUUUGUCGGAAUGCGAACUAAUGGAACUGGAUCGGUUCAGGACGUGAAGGAGGAUGGCAGCGUCAAAAACAAUGAACAAGCAUCUAAUGAGAAUGGCUUUUCUGAAAUGAAGGCUAAGGUGACCAUCAAGACAUCAGGGUCAGGGACUGAAUUGUCGAAGACUAAUUCAAAUGUGAAUACUAAAAAUUCGAGGACAGGUUCAAAACAUAACAGUUUGAAGAAGAAUAAGAACACUGGAAAUCAAGAUAGCUUGGGAGCUUCAGCUUUGCAUGCUCGGAAGACGAAAGCAAGCUUAACUCAGAGCCUAUCAUUCCCUGCAAGAGUUUCUCAUCCUGAUGGUAUGACGAGGAGCACUGACGCACUCACAGCGAAACUGGGUUCCAGACAUUCUCAAACCACUGGGGUGAAGGCUGAAGCUGCUCGUUCAAAUGGAACUCUCAGUUCAAGUGCCCGCUUGAAUCAGGUCAGCAAGGGAGUAGCAACAAACGCUGGGGGUACAAUCAGCAAGCGAACAUCUUUAGGGUCUGUGCCUUGCCUUCGUCAAUCCUUGUCUACAAAAUCGGUUUCUGCUAAUGGAAUUGCAAAGAAGGCAAUAUCAGAAGAAUCACCUGACCAAAAUCCAAAAUCAAUUAGAACAGGGGAGGAUGAUGCUCGCUCAACUACCUCUUCUAGUACCACUCCUCGCGGGCAGCGGAGGGCUAGUGUUGCUGGAUUUUCCUUUAGGUUGGAGGAGCGUGCUGAAAAGCGGAAAGAGUUCUUUUCAAAGCUGGAGGAAAAGAUUCAUGCAAAGGAAGCAGAAAAAAGUAACUUGCAGGCGAAAUCAAAGGAAAGCCAGGAAGCAGAGAUAAAACAGUUCCGCAAGAGCUUGACUUUCAAGGCUACACCGAUGCCAAGUUUCUACAAAGAACCCCCUCAAAAAGUUGAAUUGAAGAAGAUUCCAACCACUCGUCCGGUAUCUCCGAAGCUUGGAAGGGCCAAAAGCUCAAUAAACGAAUCCUCAGAAAAUGGAGCAACUUGUCCUGGCAACGCAGCAGCGGUCACUGACAAGGGAAAGUCGCCAAAGGAUUCUCAGGCAAAUGGUGACAAGGGAAGUUCUGCUUCAAAGAAGCAACUGAAAAGGUUCCCAUCCAAGUCCCAGAAUCGGGAACCUUUGGCUGCUAAGGCUGAAGGAAAAUCAGGCAAAAUAAAAGUGCAACCAACAGAGGGGAAAGCUUGUACAGAGGAUUCAGAAGAUAUUCAGAAUGAGUCUACUGUCCAUUCCCUUGAACUUGCAGGAGAGGUAGAGAUGGAAGCUGAUAAGAACUCUGCCGAGGACUAAGGGCCUUCUUACAUUGAUGUGAAAAAGGAAGGCUAGUGGGAUGCUGUAUUUAAAUGUUUGUAUAUUGGUUGACUACGUGUUCAUAGAUUUAUUUUAUCUUCAAAAUUGCGGAUGUACAAAUAAUUGUUUUAAUCU
Messenger RNA from Coffea eugenioides, 1719 nucleotides. Its product is annotated as protein WVD2-like 4. The transcript is spliced from 8 exons. The record is from RefSeq and is a predicted model, not a curated record. Gene Ontology annotation, molecular function: microtubule binding. Gene Ontology annotation, biological process: microtubule cytoskeleton organization. Lineage: Eukaryota; Viridiplantae; Streptophyta; Magnoliopsida; Gentianales; Rubiaceae. The coding region runs from base 223 to 1584 and encodes 453 amino acids.